Molecule: messenger RNA, 1911 nt
Organism: Metopolophium dirhodum (rose-grain aphid)
Lineage: Eukaryota; Metazoa; Arthropoda; Insecta; Hemiptera; Aphididae
Product: 3-hydroxybutyryl-CoA dehydratase-like
Exons: 1
Coding region: 141-569 (142 amino acids)
Source: RefSeq, a predicted model, not a curated record
AACGGCGAUCACGUCCAACACAUAGUGCCCAUCCGAAUAACUAAGUACUUACAUACCUACAUAUAUACUUAUACUAUAUAGUCAAAUAUAACAAAUAUAUUUCAUAGUUAUCAUUAUUAUAUACUAAUAUAACGCUAGUCAUGCUUACUCGGCUAAGUAGACGAUUUCAGUCCACCAAAGCGCUUACGGUGGGCGAUCGUGUAGUGAUAUCGAAAAGAGUCGAUAAAUCGGAUAUCAACGAGUUUGCUCGCCUGAGUGGUGACACUAAUCCCAUACAUUCUGGUGAUCGUCCGUUGGUGCACGGCAUUUAUUUGGCGGGUCUGGUAUCCGGGGUGAUUGGUACCAAGUUACCUGGCGACGGCACGGUUGUCGUGUCCAAGACCCUGAGGUUCCCAAACGCGUGUUAUGCCGGAGAUCUAGUCAAAAUCGAAGUUGAGAUACAGACCAUAAGAAAGCUUGUGAGGUGUGGAUUUUGGUGUAGUGUCGGGGACAAGGUAGUCAUGGAAGGCACAGCGGACGUUAUCAAUAAACGUCUUACUAAAAAUCAGACGUGUAAUAAUACAGUUUGAAAUAGAGAGUUAAAAAACAAAAGCUUGUGUUAUAUUUUUAAGCAUCCGAAUCUCCGGAUUGAUUAAUUUAGUCACUUUUUAACUGUUUACAUUUUAAAAUUAAGCGUACAAAUUUAUAUUUUAUAGUUUAUCAAUAUAAUACUUACUAUAGUAUAAUGAAGGUGGUGUUAUUGUUCUUUAUUAAAUAUUCCAUAAUAUUAUACAGUUUAUUUUUAGGUUAUAAAUGCAUAAUAUAUUAUUAAACUAUAGAUUUAUAGGUGCACGUCAAGUAAUUACUAACCAUUAACGACAAGUCGAUAACCUUUAAUCGCCUAAAAUGUUCUAAUUUAAUUAAAGGGUCGAUUAUACUAUAAGCAAAUUCACUAGCAACUGGCCCUCAAAUAUUUUUGCAGCUACACAGUACACAGCGAGCUCGCCCCUAAAUAAAGUUGACCUGCAGCCUAUACUUUUUUCGCCACUCGUUGGCAAUUAUAUUCUCCGGAGAGUGCAAUCGCUUUUUUUAAUCGACAUGGCUAGCACUAUCGCUAGUGUGCUAUUGACUAUAUAUAGUAGCUAGUAGUAAUCGUGACUUGCGACUGCCAGCUCACUCUCGCCCGACUUUUUUCACCGAAAAGCAUCGAGUAAAUUCAUCCUAUGUAAUUGAGGUAAAUCAUAAAAAAUAAAUUUUAAAAUCGUAAUUCUCUACUGGAUUUUAAUGGUAUAUAAAAACAAGUUUCCUGGUAUAAAACUAUAAAAUUGAAAUCGUUUUAGAGUCGUAAACUCGUAAUGAUAUAAUUUAUGACGUUAUAUCUAUGAUAUACUAUGUUCGUAUAUUACGUUAUAAUCGUUGAAAUUUUUUAGUUGUAUAUACUAAGUAACUAUGUACCUAUAUAAUUCGCACUAAAAGUGAAAUACCUAAAUCUCAGAAUUAUUGUUGGGUAUACAAGUCUUAACAAUAAUAUAGUAUCGCGCGAAGUUGGCCUUAUAAUUGUUUUGUUAUCACAGGAUUUUUUAUUUUUUUUUUUUGUUCAUUAUACUCGUAAUUUAAUGUUUACAAAACGAACGGGAGCGAACCAGUUUCCUGAACCGUAUGUAUUGUUUCUCAUUUCGAAAAUUAAACAGUUCUCCAUCACCGUGUUUCCGCUUAUAUUUUAAACAUUAAUUUAGUGUUUACAAAACACAAUUCACGAGGAAGUCUUCUCGUCGUUUGCACGUAAUUUAUAAAUACCGUCGUACGAACGAAAACAAGCGCAUUCCCUUACUGCGUGUGGUGAAGAGUUCGUCAAGUAUACAAUAAUUUCGAUCCACACUUGGUGUACGUUUUAUAUUCUACAGCACCUGUUGCUUCCAAAAAACUAUAUCA